Messenger RNA from Punica granatum (pomegranate), 831 nucleotides. The record is from RefSeq and is a predicted model, not a curated record. NCBI's taxonomy places the organism in Eukaryota, Viridiplantae, Streptophyta, Magnoliopsida, Myrtales, Lythraceae.
AUGAGCUUAGCACCAGUUUGCAGUAUAUCUACGUACUAUGAAGAUGAACCGAACCAGAGUUUUAACUUUGAUUCACUAGUCAUCAAACCUUUCCUCCACAACAAACAUACAUAUUUGCAGCACAAUCUUCAGCCAUUGUCCGACAAUCAUAUUGAAAAAUAUGAGGCGCGUACAUCGAUCAUCCAACAUUACAAUCUUGAUGGGAUAGAUAUCGACUACGAGCACUUUAAGGCGGACCCCGAAACAUUUGCAGAGUGCAUCGGCCAGCUCAUAAGCACCCUCAAGAACAACGGAGUCAUUCAGUUCGCUUCGAUAGCCCCGUUUGCAGAUGACGAUGUUCAGUCGCACUACUUGGCCCUGUGGAGAAAAUACGGGCACAUCAUUGAUUAUGUCAACUUCCAAUUUUAUGCUUAUGAUCAGGGCACCACCGUGUCUCAGUUCCUCAACUACUUCGACAAGCAGGCCUCAAACUAUGAUAGCGGGAAGGUCUUGGUGAGCUUCAUCAGCGAUGGGAGUGGUGGAUUGUCACCAGAAAAUGGGUUCUUCACGGCAUGCAGCAAGCUCAAGAGCGAGGGCAAGUUGAACGGGAUAUUCAUCUGGUCAGCAGAUGAUUCAAAGGCUAACGGGUUUCAAUACGAGAAGCAAUCGCAGGCAAUGUUAUCGAUUGCCCACUAGCUCGGAGUUAUCCGCAGCAUGCAUAAUUUAUUAAGAGAGAGCAGAGCUCUCUGUGUGGAUUGUGUUGUAUGCUUCUAUUCGAUGUUUUAUCAGUGUGUGGCCACAUGUAUAGUAUUGCAACAUAUACAAGUAAAGAUCGAUAUCACAUUAUAUCUA